Ooceraea biroi (clonal raider ant) is the source of this 6303-nucleotide messenger RNA. RefSeq lists its product as uncharacterized. Gene Ontology annotation, cellular component: neuron projection membrane. The record is from RefSeq and is a predicted model, not a curated record. NCBI's taxonomy places the organism in Eukaryota, Metazoa, Arthropoda, Insecta, Hymenoptera, Formicidae. Gene Ontology annotation, biological process: synapse organization.
UUUAUGUGUAACCAAAUAAAUGAUAAAACAUUAAUAUUCCGAAUUCUAACACUAGAUUUACAAAAAUCAAAAUUAUUUUUAACAGCUAAAUUCUGUCUUUACACAGCCAAGUAAUUAUUAAACCGUGACAUAGAUGUACUUUAACAUGCUUAAGAUGAUAUGAGAUGUCACUGUGAAAAAUAAAUGAGUUUGGGGUUCUAUAAAGGUCUUAAAACGGCUUCGCACGCUAAAAUCCCUCAGUAGCUGCUUGUUGGCAAAUACGCAGUUCUGAGCACAUUGGUAAUUUAUUAACAUCAGGUUGCGACUAAGCGGAGUCGGCCAAACGGGAUGGUCGAAGUAGAGCCCGUUUCGGAGAAAUGGCUAUAGGAACAGGUGGAGAAGCAGCACGAGAGAGUAACAUAGGUUACGUCGUCUCCAACAUUCGUCUUGCGUGACAAGGCAGCAAAUUGCUUUUGAGAGCAUUAAAUUAAUGCCCACGACAUAUCUUGUACGGAGCAGGGAAUCUUCCACGUAAGAAGACACGCCGUCCGGGACACAUAUCGAUCCUGAACAUGUUCAUAAAUACGUAUUCCCGAAUAGAUAUAGCAUACUAAUACCCAUACUAAUAUACUGAUAUUAAUUAAACAAUCGUAAUUCAAAAUAGUUUCCCCGACAUCUGCAUCGUCUGAGUGUAGAGAAACUAAUUUGCAAAUUAAUAUUUCUGCAUUUCAACGAAAUAAUACUCUUUUAUUCUAUUUAAGUCGCUAUAGUGCGAUUAUUAUCCUCACAACUAUUCUUAAGAAGAUACAGAAGAAUGUUCUUAUAUGUAUUAUGACAUUUAAUAAAUAAACUAUUAAAUGCGUAAUAUUAUAUGUGGUAUCUGUCAAGUUUCAAGUUUAAUUCAUGUUUCUGCCAGUCAGAUGAAUUUUCCAUCAUUCGGUUAUCGUUUUCCUCAUAUCUUAAACUUUGCUUUUAAAUUCCACAAGAUUUAAAUGAUAGCUAACGACGAAAGUAUGUAUUUUUGAGAGUCAUUAUAAAAAUUCUUUCGUCAUUCAGAUCUUAAUAAAGAUCUUCCUUCUUUUACUAUUCUACUAUACUAUAUAUACAAUCAUUUUGAAAUCCAUGUCGUGACAUAGUUAUGUGUCUUAAUAUUAUUUAUUAACGUAUGAAAGAUAUCAAUGUCUUACAGAUACUCAACGAGUUAUACCAAGGAAACAAAUUGGAGCACGAUUAACCUACAUUUUUGCACGUUAAUUUUUCAAACGCCACAUUGAGUAUCAAACAUCCUACGCAACCAUCUGCCCUCGUGAAAAUUUUCCCGGUCUCGCAAUAGAGAUUUUCAUAAUGUAUAACAUCUCCCUUGUAUAAUAUCCCAUAGGAAACGAAGACUUAUAUUCCCCCCGGCUCGAUAAAGGAUGAAGCACCGGUUUUCGUCUCGUCUCCGCGAUGAGAAUAGCACGUGGUUUGUCGUAAUGUUCGCAUAUACUUUUAUAUUCAGCAUGUACUUUUAUAUUCAGGUAAAAAAAUAAUGAAAUUCAUUAAAUACUGUAAUCUGAAGGAAAAUCAUUUUUGUUUCGUAAUACGCAGGAUAAAGCUAGCCAUCAAAACACAGAACUGUGUUAAUAACACUAUAAAAUUAUAAAACCGUAUAAGAUUUUAUAUAUGGGGAAAAGAACAAAUUUCCUUUUCAACAAGCGAAUUUUCAAUAAGUGAACAAACAUCUGCAUUGUAGCAUGCUAAUGUCUCUGAUAUCUUUCUUUCUAUUAUACGAAUUGAUAGUUCUCCUUUUCGCGAUUAACUUGUCAGGUGGCCGAUACCUUGGCAUCAGUAUGUAAAGCGCAAUGUUUCUGCGUGCAGUAAGAUUUCCCGAGGGACUCGUGACUCAUCCAUGAUAGAUCGACUUUCAGUAGUGCAGCUCGAAUCUACAUCAUUAUGACAAAGCAGCCGCAUCGAUUUCUUCGCCGAGAAGCGCGAUGACCGCCGAAAGUUUUGGAAACACCUACGUCGAAUUGAGGAAAGAUGAACGAGAUGGAGCAGAUUCCUGAGGGCUGAGACCGCGUGGAUCCUCGAGAUGACCGGUUGGAGGAUGCAGCCGACCGCCUCGGUGCUCGGCGUCAUCGCCAUUGUCUCCGUCAUGAUCACUAACACUGCGUCAGAUGCGAAGAGCGACGACGUCGAGCGUGGCGUCAAUCAUCUCGACGAGGAGGAUCGGCACUUCGACGAGAGGAUCGCGAACCGCACCGUCGAAAGUGCCAGCUGGUCCCGCGGCAACGACACGGCAGCCCUCGAGGAGGCCAUCCCCGCCUUCGCAGUCGAGUACAUGACUUCAACAAAGGAUUCGAUCUCGCUUGUAACUGUAAUGGAAGCUCAUCUGGAGAACACGUCGAAGAGAUACACGGACGACCAGAGGAUGCUUGUUCCGAAGAGGAUUGAAGCCUCGGAACAGGCAGAGGAGGUACUGACGACGUUGGAGCACGAAGAUGUUCGGAGGAUAAAUGAAUCGACGGUAGAAAAGUCCAAGGAGGACUGGUUGAUGUCAAUGGUAUCGGUGGAAGAGGCAGGCGUCACGGAAGGGAAAAAUGUGGAGGACAUCAGGGCGAUCUCGUUCCUUGUACCACCGCUAGAGAAAGGGGAGGACUAUCAGGACAGUCGACAGCAGGAAAAGACGAACGUCGAGCAAAUGGACGAAACGAGUAAGUUCGGCGAAGCGAGGAAGAAUCAGUCGAGGCCGGCGAACAACCUGCUGCUGACCGGCAAGUCGACGAAGGCCUUUUACGAAAUAAAACCGUCGAUCAGGACGCUGGAAACGGACCGCGGUCGGGAGCACCAAUUUCAGGCGACCACCCACAGGACGCUGCUGGGCAGGAAGUUCGUUUUGCCCAGUGUCGACAGCGCCUUCGGGAAAUUUGGUCCGUACUUCGAGGACGGCGGUCAGGAGAUAAACGUCACCGCGCGGAUCGGCAGCACCGUUUUGUUGGACUGCAAAAUCGGCAUGCUGGGCGAUAAAAAGGUGACGUGGUUGCAGCACAACAAAGAAUCCUUUCGUCUGUUGACAGUGGGCAGAACGCUGUACAGCAAUGACCAGAGAAUCAGUCUUAAUUUUCGCUACCCCAGCAAUUGGAGACUGCAAAUCCUGUACGCGAACCCGCGUGACUCGGGGUUGUACCAGUGCCAAGUUGCUACGCAUCCGCCAAUGGUUAAGAAAGUAAACGUCAUCGUUACGGCGCCAGCUCUAACUAUCAGCGACGAUUCCGGGCGUAUAGUUUCGAAGGAGAGGCAUCUGAAGGCAGGCAGCAUUCUCAGGCUCAGGUGCGAGGCGAGAGACGUGCUCGAGUCGCUCAACGAGUCUGUCGUUUGGACCCGGGGAGACGAAACGCUCACUGAGGAUGUUAGCGAGAACAGGACGACAGAGAUCUCAGCGGGCAAGGAGGUCCUCGUGAUUGUCAGUACCCUCAUUGUGGAGAGAGCUAGCCCGAGGCAUGCCGGGAACUAUAGCUGCAUGGUGCCCGGCAAAGCCAAGACCAUCGUCGCGGUCCAUGUCCUCAAUGGUGAACUGCCAGCCGCUGUGCAUGACGGAAACGGAGUUUCAAGAGCGUUUCUUAAUCUUUGGCUAGUUCAUCUGACGAUGAGCUACGUCUUCACCAGAUGACAGUACUAAGAUCAUUUCAACAGCUUCAUCAAUUCGGAUGCAGUUUUACAACGCAGAACAGUGGACAUGAACAGUGCACAGGUGCGACAGGGAAGCUCGGUGCAGUGACACGGUGCAGAUUGUGCGCUUAUCAUCGAGAUUACGCCUCAAUCGGUGGCAAAUCGAUGCGCUUAAAAUCGCGCUGAAAAUCACAUGAUCCGAUCGCGGCGAGAUGGAGCAAUGUUUGACACGGUGGUGCACCACAUGCAUUUCCGCGUGGACAUGAAAUUUUAAGCAGCACGGAAAUUGAAGACUCGUGACGACGAUUCGAGAUAGUGAACAAAAAUCAGAACGGGAAGUUGUUCAAGUGAAACGAUGGUAGACGGAAGAUCACUCGCCAAGACAAAAAUUUACUGAAGUGGGCCACUAGUGUACAGUUUAAUUUACUUUCUUCUUGAGAUAAAUCGCGCGCGAGGAAGACUACGACAUUCUCUGCUCAUCGUCGCCUGAUGAUGAAAAAAAUCUGUGCGUCGAUAAGACGGGACGGCAAGAGCUGUGAUGGCGAAGUCAACAACAAGUCGCAGAAUAUGCUUUUUUUCAGAACUUUCUCCACGAUAAGAGAGAGAAUUUUCUUCUCUCGUAAGUAAACCUUUAUUUUUGCGAGAGUUGUGAUACCAUGCAAACGAGAUGAAUUUAUUUAGCAUAUUCUUCAUAAAUGUCGAACAGAUGCAAUCCUCCUGCUAUUGAGAAUGUAAUAAUACCGAUUCUCUCUCUUGCAUAUAUACUUUAUUAUUUACUUUAUAAUUGUUCAUAUUAUGACACACAUUAUUGGAAUAUCUUUAACAAACUGUGGUAAGUUUGAGUAGUGUAAAUCUCUAAAAUAUUUCUGAUAUUUAAUUGUACAGUGUCAAUAUUUAUUCAUUUUGAUUUGUAAGCUAUAACUACUUUAAUUUACCACAAUUAAUUAAAAAUGUUAUAAAAUGUAUAUACUUAUUGUUAGUUCAGGUUAAAAUUCAGGUAAAAUAUUUUCUUCUCUCGAAAGAUUUAUCAGAAUCUUUAAUUUAUGCACAUCACUCAUUUUUAUCAUUAUCAUCAGCAAAUAACGCGACAGGAAAUUCCGUAUACUUUGCCAUCGCAGGCUGAAACAGAGAGGGAGAGAUAGAAAACAGUUCACAGUAAGCAAGAAACUAUUUCCCAUUGUCUCAUAGCGUAUUGUCAGAUUUGCUUCGAGUGAAUAGAUUAUUCUGCUUCGCUUGUUUGUUAAUUCUAAGUUAUAAAACGGAAAUUCAACUAAGUUCUGAUAAACGAUUUACAAAAAGACGAUUAACAAAGAUAUUUAUAUUAAAGAUGUGUUAAAAAUGUAUUCAGAUCAAAAGCUUUCCAACAUUUAUAAAAUGAUGGAAGUAUUUUUCUCUUUGAUUGUCAUAUCAAUUGUAUAUAUCACUCGUUUAUAUCAGCAAUCUUUACAGUUGCUUUAAGUUUAAAGAAAAAGUUAAAUAUUAAUUAAAAUAUUUUAAUUACAUUCGUGAUACUCACAUUUUCUAUUUAUAUAAAUCUAAAUUGAUCUGUUUCUUAGUAGAAGAAUUUUUAAAACAAACAAAGAUUCUGUAAAUUCUUUACAAAUAUUCUCGCUUUCAAAGUUUUCCGAUUUUAAAAUAAAAAUUUUCAUAAACAUUUUGAAAGAAAAAAGAAUUAAUUAUCUAAUAUAUUCGUUCGAUUCUUUGAUCAACGCCACUCUUAAGAAGUAAAGAGCCCUUCGUGUCAUGAGUAUUCGUGACUUGAGUAUUGGAAGCAGACGCGACUAUUAGUUUACUCAGGUCAGUUAUCGCGGGUUGAUCAAUGACCGCAAAGGACCCUUAAAUGUGUCGUCGUAGACGCGAGAGGAGGCUUCGUUCGAUGAAAAGACGCUUGCCAUGCUAUCUUUUCCCUUUGCCUCGCUCGAUCUCGCAAUUUCAUUCCGCGGUGUUCCCAGGCCCAAAAGUGCUUCUAUACUCGAAACCGCUGUGAAUUAUUUGUGCGCUACUCAGCCGUGCCAGAGCGAGCAGGGUGUAAGAGGGCGGAAAAGAGCAUGGGUGAGAGAAGCUGGACGAGUUACACACGAGGAAGCGCAGGCGAAACUAACGAACACGCAACACGACCGUAUGCUCGACCGAAUGAACUUGUAGAACAACCUCGUUAUAAGUUUUAGGCAAUAUAGGAGUCUGAAAGACGACCCUGAAGAGAUGUCCGGACUGAUACAAUCGUACGAGGUGUCCUGAAAUUGCUACGCUUUCAUUAGAUCCCUAUUCGAUGUAAUCAGAACAAGCUGUGUGAAAGUUUAUGACGAAGAGAAUAAAUAAUACAGAUGCAAUUAGUUUAUAGUUCAACUUCAAAAAUUUGAUUCAAGAUUGAGACAUUGUCAGAUGAUUAAUAAUAAUUUUCCCGUUUUUUAAAUGUCAGAAAAAUUUAGAUUAGGGAAAAAUAGAAUAACUCGUUUUCAACGACCCAAAUAAAUUUAUUUGGCUCGAUAUUAUUGAACGAUUCAGAGUUAUCAACGCUGGAACAGAAGGCUGCAAAAAACUGAUACCCUACAUUGGAAAAUUGUCAAUACUUGAACAAUGCACGUAGCAACAACACGUCCGUUUUAUUGCUCGCCAUGAUUGAUCUUUGUUUUCGAAACCAACAAUAAAUCGGUUAAUAGAGCCUAAUUAUUGCGA